Molecule: messenger RNA, 747 nt
Organism: Aphanomyces invadans
Lineage: Eukaryota; Oomycota; Saprolegniomycetes; Saprolegniales; Verrucalvaceae
Exons: 3
Coding region: 207-713 (168 amino acids)
Source: RefSeq, a predicted model, not a curated record
CAGCCCAAGUUCAAGCAUCCACGUGGCACAUCGGCAGAAGGAACGGCGCGCCGUGUUUCUGGAGGCGAAGUUGAUGCGCGCGCCGUUCCUCUUGUCAAUCGCUUCCGUUGCUGUGCGUGCCGUAACAGCAUUCGAAUCGUUGUCGAGUUAUUUUUACUUUGGAAAUAACGAUCGCGAAAGCGCCGCGGUGGAAGCAGUGAGCACGAAUGGCGAGCGAAGGAACAAUCGAGGACGUCAAGCAAGAAGAGGAAAGGCAGGACGACGAGGAUUCGCGCGAGGAAGAAAAACAUCAUGACACCGACCAGAAUGCCUCGACCCGGCUGGGCUCGAUGGAGGAGAAGUCGAUUCCAGCAUUGCGCGCUCAGCUUGACAACGUGCAGACGAGAUACCGCAAGAAGGAGGCGAGGCUCGUGAAUGACCUCAAUUGCGAGUACGACUACACGAUCAAGCACUUGGAUCCGAUCAUAUCGGAAGCACUGGAGGACCUGAUGCUGCAUCGUCCGGAACAAGUGUCGGCGUAUCUUGCGUUUUACAUGGCGGGCUCCGUCGACGUCUCCAUGUACAAAAAGACGCAAUUGCAGCCACAAGCGUACUUCGAGCGCAAGAUCCAGCCCGCGCUUGGCCUUGCCAUGGACUCCGUCAUUCGUGACAAGCCCGACGACGUCAAGGCGUACCUGACCAAGUUCUUUGAGCACCGGGCCAGCAUCUAUUAACCCAUGAUUGAAAUGCUGUGCGUUUGUGCUGCCA